Populus nigra (black poplar) is the source of this 3171-nucleotide messenger RNA. Its product is annotated as non-functional pseudokinase ZED1-like. The record is from RefSeq and is a predicted model, not a curated record. The coding region runs from base 105 to 2105 and encodes 666 amino acids. Gene Ontology annotation, biological process: cell surface receptor signaling pathway; protein phosphorylation. Gene Ontology annotation, molecular function: protein serine/threonine kinase activity; ATP binding. Gene Ontology annotation, cellular component: plasma membrane. Lineage: Eukaryota; Viridiplantae; Streptophyta; Magnoliopsida; Malpighiales; Salicaceae. The transcript is spliced from 4 exons.
AAAGUGUUAAAACACAGGCACUCAACCCGGCACCUCUUGGGCGUUUUCUUCACCCUUGAUCUUGUUGUCAAGAGCUUGCAAACAAACAGUUCAGGUUGUUGCCAAUGGCUGCUGAAAGAAAGAGAUUAUUCAUUACGAAUGGAAGCUUGUUGCAAGAGAAGUUAAUCUCCUCGAGUAAUGGUAGAUAUUAUCCCUUCCAUAACUUCUCAAUUGAAGAGCUUGAGAAAGCAACAAACAACUACGCUCCUCAUUGCUUUCUUAGCUAUAAUCUCCUUGGUACAUGGUACAAAGGUUCUCUUGAUGGCCGAGUUCUCUCUAUUUGCAUACCUCGCUAUCCAAAUGUUCACGCAUCACGUAAUCAGAAUAUUAAUGAGAUUGUGAAUGAUGUUGCAAUAGCAGCUCAGUUGAGUAGGCAGAGAAAUUUUUUGAGGCUUAUAGGAUGUUGUCUCGAGACCCCAGUUCCGCUUUUAGUUUAUGAAUCUGUCAAACGAGGAAAUGUCUCCGAGCAGAUUCAUGUCACUGGAGAGUUUCACUCUCAGCCUAUGACAUGGAAAUGCAGGUUAAAGAUUGCAAGGGAAAUCGCUCAUGCAGUGUCUUAUCUUCAUACGGCAUUCUCAAGACCUAUCGUUCAUAGAGGUAUAAAUCCCUUAAAUAUUUUCCUGGAUGAUUAUAAUGUUGCCAAAUUGUCAAAUUUCUCGCAAUCCUUGUACAUCUGUGAAGAUGAAAUAAUCAAGACUGACAGAAUCAUAGGGACGCUAGGAUAUCUGCCCCCUGAGUAUUUAGAACAUGGUGAAAUAACAGAGAAAUUCGAUGUGUACAGCUUUGGUACUCUACUACUUGAGCUUCUAACAGGGCGUCGGCCCUACAAUCUUAUUGCUAGAAGAGCAGGCUAUUUUCGUUUUUGGAUGAAUAGUAUGGAAGGUCAUUUUGCAGGGAAUUGCCUCAAAUAUCAUGUUAAAUGCCAUAGCAUUAAUGAGGUAGUGGACUAUAGAAUUCUUGCAGGAGGAGGGAUUAAUGAGCAACAACAAUGGCAAGCUGCAGUGGAGCUUGCUCUCAAAUGCCUGGAGACAAGUAAAGAUAAGAGACCGGCUAUGGAAGAAGUUACAAAAAUACUUUGGCAAAUUGAAAGGUCCCUGGCAACAUUCCCAGAAAGACAUAGCUCAGUCUAUGACGAUGGAAGGAUAUUUAUGGAGGAAAUGAUUGCUUCUUAUGAGGGCAGGUGCCAUGUUCUCCAAAGUUUCUCUGGCGAAGAGCUAAAAAAGAUGACAAACAAUUAUCAUCCUGAUUACAUUUUGUGCUGUAGCAACAUUGGCAUAUGGUACAAAGGUAAUACAGAAAAUGGAAAUAUAUCCAUAUACAAGAUUAGUAAUGUGAAUUGGUGUGAGCAUGUCAAGAAUGAAUUCAAGUUUGCUGCAGAUUUGAGUUCUCAUAAGAAUGUCUUGAAACUCUUAGGAUACUGCCUUGAGACCUCAAUUCCAACUCUAGUUUAUGAAUCCACGGGGAAUGGAACACUUUUUGAUGAAAUUCACUUCCAUCCUGCACCUUUUUCUUUUCACAGUAGGUUAGUAAUAGCAAGACAGAUAGCUGAUCUAGUUGCAUAUCUCCACACGGAACUCUCUAUACCCAUUAUCAGCAAGAACAUAAAAUCUGCAAAUAUUUUCCUGGAUAAACAUCAUAUUCCCAAGCUUUCCAAUUUUUCACAAUCUGUUCAAAUCAUUGACGGUGAAGCAUUCCCAACAAAUCAAAUUGAGGGGACCAAGGGAUAUAUUUCCCCUGAGUAUAUAACUGAAGGUAUAGUCACUCAGGAAUUUGAUGUAUACAACUUCGGUGUGCUUCUGUUUGAGCUUUUGAUAGGAUUGAGACUCUUUGAUCUAUUUCAUUUGGUUGAUAAGGAAGGUGGAUUAUUAUUGGAUCACCUUCAAAAUUUUGUUAAAUGGCAUAGCAUUAAUGAGGUUGUGGAUCCCAAGAUUCCAAAAAACGAAGAAGGGCACGAUGAGCAGCAGAAGUGGAAGGUUGUGUUAGAGCUGGCAUUCAGAUGCAUGGUGACUGCAAAGGAGGAAAGGCCAAAGAUGGUAGAAGUUGCAACUGAACUCAACAAACUUUAGAGGUCAUUCAAUUCAGUACUGUCACAGCAAGAGAGACAUUAGCCUCAGAGUGCGGAAAGCUGUAAAUGGAGGAGUUGAUUGCUUCCUACUAUAAGGGGCAUAACUAUCCAUGGCUUAUCUGCAGAAGAGGAUGGUGACAAACAGUUAUGAUCCUUACAGUUUCUGUUGAAGCAACAUUGGCAUGUGGUGCAAAGUUAAUAUGGGAAACACAAUCGUUACUCUCUGCAAGAUUAAUAGUAUAAUUGGAGUAAGCAUGUCAGGAAUGAAUGUAAGAUUGCUGGCAAGUUGGUUGCUCAAACAGUUUUGGCUUGAGUAUUAAUUUCCAGCUCUGCUAUAUGAAUAUGCCGAGAAUGGAACAUUCUCUGAACAGAAUCACUUCCUUUCAGUAACUUUGCCUCUGUAUAGAAGGCCGAAGAAUGUGAAACAAGUAGCAGAUGAACUUGAGAAUCUCAACGCUGCAUCUCUGGACCUCAAAUAUUAUAUUUGAAGGUGAGACAGUUACCUUUGAAAAGCAAAAGCGUUUAGAGCUUGCAUAAAAAUGAAUGGAGACAACAGAGGAAAAGGUCAACCAUGGUUGAAGUCGCAGAACUUCAACCAAUCUUCAACAUUGAUUCAUACUAAGUUAAAAGCCACUUAAAAACUGGUCAGGCAUAAAUGUUUGGGAGAAUUAUAGGUUAUCUCCUAUAUCUCACAAAGCAUUGCUAGCUUAGCUAACUUUCAAAAUGAAACUCCUUUUCCACUCAUGCUAUUUUCCUACCCCAGUCUCUCUGGGAGAGCUAAAAAAGGGAGCGCCUUCACCCCCUGCCAAUAAAAGCUGUAUUUAUAAACAAGAGCUACAGUCUAUUAAACCAAGAGGAUUGUGAACUUGGGGCUCUUUGCGGGAGGUGUGGUAGUCACAAAGACGGGGCAGGGACUUCCAUCCUAUGCUCUUUUUAGAGGCCUUUUUUUUUCUUUGUUUUCUGGGUUUUUUUUUUUUGGCAGACCUAAAAGCUAGGUAAGAGAACUUUGCAAGCCUUUCAGCUUGAUUAGGCAAAUCUCGCAGUAAGCAUUGAUUAUAUUAACAUGA